Messenger RNA from Sesamum indicum (sesame), 3836 nucleotides. The record is from RefSeq and is a predicted model, not a curated record. Lineage: Eukaryota; Viridiplantae; Streptophyta; Magnoliopsida; Lamiales; Pedaliaceae.
UUUCAAAUCUCUGCUGCAUGUGUAGACAGAUAAAUCCGCACAGUUCAGUUCACAUCUGAAGUUCCAUUGAAUUCAACUCCUUUCUUUUUCUUGUCUAAAGACCCAUCUUUCCACCAAGAUUUAGUCUCUACUCAAUUGGGGUUUUACAGCCCUUUUGACUUGUAAAAUCUUGCACCAUUCUACUUAGUAUUUCAAGAAACCCACAAUUCCCAACUGGAAUCCGCUUUUCGGUGGAUCAUUGCAGUCCAAAUACUACUACAUUUUCGCGAAAUCUUGCUCGGUUACUACUAUCAAGUCGCUAUGGAUGAGGAGAAUGAAGUCGAACUUUUACAAAGAUAUCGACGGGACAGGCGCGUUCUGUUAGAUUUUAUACUCUCUGGUAGCUUGAUAAAGAAGGUCGUAAUGCCUCCAGGUGCUGUCUCAUUAGAUGAUGUCGAUCUGGAUCAAGUCAGUGUGGAUUAUGUUCUCAAUUGUGCCAAGAAAGGUGGUAUGCUUGAACUGUCAGAAGCUAUUCGAGAUUACCAUGAUGCCACUUUAUUCCCCAGCGUGAAUAAUGCAGGUUCCACUGAUGAAUUCUUUCUAGUCACGGAUCCCACAGCUUCAGGUUCUCCUCCCCGAAGGGCGCCUCCGUCUGUCCCUGUUGUGGUUCCAACACCAAUUUUGUCCAGCCUUUCUAUUUCGGAGCCUCUUGAGAGUGAACAACUUGAGGAGUCACCAAGCCUGUUGAAGUCCCAAUCUCUCAACUCUUCACAAGUUAAAGAACUGACAGUAGAUGACAUUGAUGAUUUUGAUGAUGAUGUUUUGGAGGAGGUUGAAAGCCGUAGAUAUUCCAGAAGAGUUUUAAAUGAUGCCUCUGAUGUUGUUCUUGGAUUGCCUUCAUUUGCUACUGGCAUUACAGACGACGAUCUCCGAGAAACUGCAUAUGAAAUCCUCCUUGCUGCAGCUGGAGCUUCAGGGGGGCUUAUCGUUCCAUCAAAGGAUAAAAAGAAAGAGAAGAAGUCUAGAUUGAUGAAGAAGCUGGGGCGAAGUAAGAGUGAACACGUAGUGAUGCAAUCUCAGAAUUCUCAUGGUUUAGUUGGCCUGUUGGAGACAAUGCGUAUUCAGAUGGAGAUUUCGGAGGAAAUGGACAUUAGAACAAGACGGGCACUUCUCAGUGCCAUGGUCGGAAAAGUUGGGAAAAGGAUGGAUACUCUGUUGAUCCCAUUGGAAUUAUUAUGUUGCAUAUCACGAACAGAAUUCUCAGACAAGAAGUCCUAUAUAAAAUGGCAGAAGAGACAAUUAAAUAUGUUGGAGGAAGGGCUUGUAAAUCACCCUGUUGUUGGAUUUGGAGAAUCUGGGAGAAAAGCAAGCGAUUUGAGGAUUCUACUGGCAAAGAUUGAAGAGUCUGAGUCUCUUCCAUCAGCUACCGGUGAUCUUCAACGGAUGGAAUGUUUGAGGUCUCUGAGGGAUAUUGCUAUCCCACUUGCAGAGAGGCCCGCAAGAGGUGAUUUAACUGGUGAAAUAUGCCACUGGGCAGAUGGUUAUCACCUGAAUGUCAGAUUGUAUGAGAAACUACUGCUCAGUGUCUUUGAUGUUUUGGAUGAGGGCAAACUUACAGAGGAAAUUGAAGAAAUGUUGGAGCUUUUCAAGUCAACCUGGCGUAUUUUAGGAAUCACAGAAACAAUCCAUUACACUUGCUAUGCAUGGGUGUUAUUCCGGCAGUUUGUCAUGACUGGUGAACAAGAUAUCCUGCAACAUGCUAUUGACCAGUUGAAGAGAAUACCUUUAAAGGAGCAACGGGGCCCACAGGAAAGGUUGCACUUGAAAAGCUUGAGUUGCAGAGUUCAGAGUGAGAAGGGAUUUCAGGAGUUAACUUUCUUGCAGUCAUUCCUUUUGCCUAUUCAAAAAUGGGCUGAUGCACAGCUGACAGAUUACCAUCUUCAUUUUGCUGAGGGAUCAAAACUGAUGGAAAAUGCAGUAGUUGUUGCCAUGGUUGCUCGGAGGCUUCUUCUCGAAGAACCUGAGUUGCCGAUGCAGGCUGCACCUCUCACAGAUGCAGAGCAAAUAGAGAUGUAUGUGUCAUCUUCAAAUAAACAUGCAUUCGCCAGAAUUAUACAGGAAGUUGAAGCAUUAUCUGACACAACAAAUGAACAUCCCUUGGCAUUACUUGCUGAACAGACAAGGAAGCUUUUGAGAAAAGAUACGACCAUGUAUUUACCCAUAUUAACCCUGCGGCAUCCGAAUGCAAGUGCCGUUUCAGCAUCUCUUAUACACAAGCUUUAUGGCAUGAAACUGAAACCAUUUGUUGAUAGUGCUGAACAUCUUACGGAGGAUGUAGUAUCUGUGUUUCCGGCUGCUGAUAGUCUUGAGCAAAAUUUAGUUGCUGUCAUCACAUCUACCUGUCAAGAGGGCACUGCAGAGGCUUACCUUAAGAAACUAAAUUUGUACAAGAUUGAGACUAUAUCUGGAACAUUGGUGCUGCGUUGGGUCAAUGCGCAACUUGCAAGAAUCUCAGCUUGGGUUGAACGUGUUAUUCAACAAGAGAAUUGGGCCCCAGUCUCAGUUCAGCAAAGGCAUGGAAGUUCAAUCGUUGAGGUCUACAGGAUUGUUGAGGAGACGGUUGAUCAAUUCUUUGCUCUUAAAGUUCCAAUGAGACCAGGGGAACUGAGUAGCCUCUUUCGUGGCAUUGAUAAUGCAUUCCAAGUAUAUACAAAGCAUGUUGUUGGCAGCCUAGCUGACAAGGAAGACAUAAUUCCACCUGUGCCCACUCUUACACGAUACAGGAGAGAAAGCGGAAUCAAAGCUUUUGUCAAGAAGGAACUAACAGAUCCAAGGCUGCCUGAAGUUAGAAAGUCAAAUGACGUCAAUGUUUUGACGACACCAAUACUUUGCGUUCAGUUAAAUACCCUUUAUUAUGCGAUUAGCCAGCUGAGUAAGUUGGAAGAUAGCAUUUUGGAGCGAUGGAAUCAGAAGCGUUAUGGUCGUCCUAUGGAGAGGAGCAUGGAAGAUAACUCCAGAAAUUCCAUUCGAAAGGACAGUUUCGAUGGAAGUAGAAAAGAUAUAAAUGCAGCUAUUGAUCAAAUUUGUGAAUUUACUGGAACUAAAACAAUUUUUUGGGAUUUGAGAGAGCCAUUCAUCGAUGGUCUCUAUAAGCCAAGUGUCGCUCAGUCUAGGUUGGAAUCUCUGGUUGAGCCUCUUGAUCUGGUACUUAAUCAGUUGUGUGAUAUCAUAGUUGAGCCACUUCGUGAUCGUGUUGUAACGGGUCUCCUUCAAGCAGCCCUGGAUGGCUUAAUCCGUGUUAUACUAGACGGAGGUCCAUCGCGUAUGUUCACUCCAGCUGAUGCUAAGCUACUAGAAGAAGACUUAGAGGUUUUAAAGGAAUUCUUUAUCUCUGGUGGAGACGGACUCCCUCGCGGAGUUGUGGAAAACCAAGUAGCACGUCUUCGGCAGGUGAUAAAGUUGCAUGGCUAUGAGACACGAGAACUGAUCGAGGACUUGAAAUCUGCAAGUGAGAUGGAAAUGCAAGGUGGGAGGAGUAAAUUGGGUGCCGAUGCAAAGACCCUUAUAAGGAUUCUCUGUCACAGGAGUGAUUCAGAGGCUUCUCAGUUCCUCAAGAAACAGUACAGAAUCCCCAAAUCUGCAACUUAGGCCAGCCGAAGAGGUCAGAAAAUUCUGUUUGUUUUCUCAUGGUUUGUAUCUUCUUUCAGGGCAAUAGAUAGGCUCAUAGUGUUUGUUCAACUCAUUGAUUAUUCUUUGAGAAGUGUAAGAACGUUUACUGCUGUUUUGUACCUACAGAAUCUCUCAGUAUUUGAGUUAGAUGUGGUUUGAAGUUGCAAUACAGUUUUGAUGAUAGGCUA